This is a messenger RNA of Lates calcarifer (barramundi perch), 3123 nucleotides long. It is a transcript of the gene pou3f3b, whose product is annotated as POU class 3 homeobox 3b. The transcript is spliced from 2 exons. The record is from RefSeq and is a predicted model, not a curated record. Gene Ontology annotation, molecular function: DNA-binding transcription factor activity, RNA polymerase II-specific; RNA polymerase II cis-regulatory region sequence-specific DNA binding. Gene Ontology annotation, cellular component: nucleus. Lineage: Eukaryota; Metazoa; Chordata; Actinopteri; Centropomidae. Gene Ontology annotation, biological process: brain development; regulation of transcription by RNA polymerase II. The coding region runs from base 721 to 2031 and encodes 436 amino acids.
AGAGAUAUAGAGAGAGAGAGGUGGAGAGAGAGAACAAGCGAAUGAGAGAAGAGGCUCGCAAGCAGCGCCGUGCACUGUUAUACUGGACUGUACUUCAACGGGAGUUUGCGGUUUGGCAGGUUUAUAUACAUCAAAACAGAACAAAGAGAGAGGCUCUACAGUGCUAUAAAAGAAGAGAGAGAAAAGAAUAAAGCGAGGGAGAAAUCUCGGCGACUGAAUUACAAAAGAACUAAGGACACUCUGCUAAUGUUUUUCACAUCCAAAGGGGACAUAAACUGGGACUUUGUACAUUGUGGAGAAUUUGCGAGGCUUUUUGUUUUUUGCGACCUCCAAAAGUUUGUUUGGGACAACUCCUUUUUCCUGUAUAUUUGAAUUUUAAUGCUCACAAUUUUCAUCCCGGCGCAGAAACUUUCCAAACGGACUGCACAUGGUUUCAAAGGGCUUUUGAGAAAACCUGGAUUUUUAUUCCUCCAUAUCCAUGCAGAACUGUUUGAAGUAGAAUGUUGUAAAUACAUGCGGAUUUUAUUCAGUUUUCUGCCACCGCUUUUCAAGGUUUUUUGGCGUCUUUUUUUUUUUUACGCACGUCGAUGGUAUUUGCCAAAAACCUACCCAUACUUUUAAAGUUUGAAUAAUUCAUGAGAUACAAUUUGCCCGCUCGAAAGAAGUGACUGUAAAAAGGGAGGGGGGUUAUCCACAAACAUAUUCAUAAGGGUUGACGGAAUGGCCACCGCGGCUUCCAAUCCUUAUCUGCCCAGCAAUAGCAUCUUAUCGUCCGGCUCUAUCGUGCACUCUGACUCCGGAGGUGGUGGCAUGCAGCCGGGCAGUGCUGCGGUUACCUCGGGGUCUGGGGGCUACAGGGGAGACCCCUCGGUCAAGAUGGUACAGAGUGACUUUAUGCAAGGCGCAAUGGCAGCGAGCAACGGGGGACACAUGCUGAGCCAUGCCCAUCAGUGGGUGACAUCCCUCCCGCACGCCGCAGCGGCCGCAGCUGCAGCCGCGGUCGCUGCAGCUGAAGCCGGAUCGCCCUGGUCGUCGAGUCCCGUCGGGAUGACGGGCAGCCCGCAGCAGCAGGACGUGAAAAACUCCGGCAGAGACGAUCUGCACACGGGCACCGCGCUGCACCACAGGCCCCCUCACUUAGCUCCCCACCAGACUCACGCCGGGGCUUGGGGGAGCACGACUGCGGCUCACAUUAACUCCAUAUCCGGGGGCCAGCAGCAGCAGCAGUCGCUGAUCUACUCCCAGCCGGGGGGGUUCACUGUGAACGGGAUGCUGAGUCCUGGGAGCCAGAGCCUGGUACACCCGGGCUUAGUGAGGGGGGACACCCCGGAUCUGGACCACGGCAGCCACCACCACCACCAUCACCACCAGCAUCCGCAUCACCAGCACCACGGCGGCGUCAACAGCCACGACCCGCACUCGGACGACGACACGCCGACCUCGGACGACCUGGAACAGUUCGCCAAGCAGUUCAAACAGCGGAGGAUCAAACUGGGCUUUACGCAGGCGGACGUCGGCUUGGCUUUGGGCACCCUGUACGGGAACGUUUUCUCUCAGACAACCAUUUGCAGAUUCGAGGCUCUGCAGCUCAGCUUCAAAAACAUGUGCAAGCUCAAGCCUUUGUUAAACAAGUGGCUUGAGGAGGCCGACUCGUCCACCGGCAGCCCCACCAGCAUCGACAAGAUCGCGGCGCAGGGGAGGAAGCGAAAGAAGCGCACGUCCAUCGAAGUGAGCGUCAAGGGGGCUUUGGAGAGCCACUUCCUAAAAUGCCCCAAGCCCUCGGCCCAGGAGAUCAGCACCCUGGCGGACAACUUGCAGCUGGAGAAAGAGGUGGUUAGAGUGUGGUUUUGCAAUAGGAGACAGAAGGAAAAACGGAUGACGCCCCCAGGAGUGGCACAGACGCCGGAGGAUGUGUACUCUCAGGUCGGCAAUGGGCAUUUUUUAGUAGAUUACUUAAAAGAUGCAAGUGAAGCGAGCGACCAGAGGGUGACAACUACAAGUUCAUUCCACCAGGUAAUUUUGGCGCAUUAAAACACACCGAGAGGAAACCAAGCAUUGUUUUUUAUGAUUUUUUCUCUUCCCUCCACUUCCAAAAAAUAUUCCCCCUUCAUUAUCCUGUGUUUGAUUGAAGAAAACAAAGGAGCAGGCAUUUUGUAUAUUUAGAAAUGGGACUGAACCGCCUACCCCACCUCCUCCUCUUCUCCCCCCUCUCCUCUCCCUCUCUUCCAAUGCCCAACAAUAACAAGAGGGGGGAAAAACUGCAACAAUAUGAAGAAGAGUGACAUCCACGAAGCUUCCAUCAUGAUUUACAGCAAUUACAUUUUUUUUCUGAGGUGGAUUGCAUGGUUUCGUUUGACACACACACGCACGCGGAGGAUUAGGGAUUUUUUGUUUUUCUCUCCCCCAUGUUGAGGCCCUCAUGAAAGAAAAGACAACCAGGACCAGGACUGUCCCCCCUCCCUCCUUCCUCGCCUGAUCUCAAAGAUCACCUUCUUUGGGUUUUUUUUUAAUUAUUAUUAUUUAAUGGACUUUGACACCGUGAGUGGAUUUCUUCUUCUUUUUUCCAACAAAUAGAGCAUAAGACAUUUGAAAAGACUUCAGCUGCACUUAUUUGAGAAAAAAAAUCUGAAAAUCUGUUGCCAAGUGUGACUGAGUGGGUGCUGUGGAUAUACUAUUAAUGCUGCCCUUUCUAAGCAGUAUUCUUUGGUAGGUUUUAAUAAACAAAAACUCUGUAAAGCCGGCAAUAUAGAUCACUAGAUCAGAUACUGAUCUGAGUUAUUUACUUUAUAUUUUUCAUCAGAAUGACUUGUUUUAAUAUUUUAUUCGGAAUACAUAUGAAUUAUUCCAAACGGUAAUUUAUUUUCCCCCCAAGGAACUUGUGUAAGAUGCUUUCCCCUUUUUCUUGUUUUAUUUUUUUUCCUUUAUAUAUUUUUUUUGUUGUUGCCCUUAUUUGUUUUCAUUUUGUAUUAUCGUUUCUAAAGGAGCACAAAUCAUCAUAAGCUGACAUUGACCGUUGUUCUAGGUAAUAAGGGUAUAUUUUGAUGUGAUCAUUUGAUUGUAAUUUAAUUUCAGUAGUGGUUCCGUACGAGCUGAUUGAGACACAAUAAAUUUGUUAGAAUGAAA